AUGAGUUCAGUUCCUGAAGCUUCGGAAAGAUCUGCUAUGGUUACAUCACCGGACUUCACAGCAUUGGGAGCUCAGUUAAGUGAGGUACUUGGCAAGUUCAAUGAAUUAAGUGCUGAAAUAGCCGCACAGAAGCGUGUAAUUGAUCAGUUGGUCGCAAGCAACAAUGGUGGUGGUGUCCCAAACGACCAAGAACCUAUCGAUAAUCACCCACCUGCACAAGACUAUCAACCACCCCACACAUCCAAUACCCAAACACCUUUCUUUCCUCCUUUCGCUAACCCCGUUGAAAAUACCUUUGCCCGAUUAAACUCAGACUUUUCCUAUAUGCAUCCGAAUUAUGUAUUGGUGAACCCAACCAGUAGUCAAAUCCCUCAAACUCAUCCACAAACCAAUCUGAACAUUCCUCCCAAUCCUCAGGGACCGCACCACCACAUUCCGGAGCCUUUUGUAAUGGAUACGGCAUCUCAAGGGAAGGCGGCAAUAGAAGAACAACAUACACCCGUUGAUAAAGACCUGUUAAGAAGGUUGGAUCGAUUCGAUGAUUUUAUGAGAAAGAAUCAAGGAUUGAGCAGGCAUGGUGGGUUAGAUUACGAUGAAUUGUGUCUUUUCCCGGAUAUUCAGCUACCAUUGGGAUUCAAAACCCCUAAAUUCAGCAAGUAUGAUGGAACUGGAAAUCCAAAGACGCACCUCAAGAUGUUUGCCAACAAGUUAGGUAAACCUGUGGAUGAUGAGAAUUUGCCUAUGCGUCUAUUUCCGGAAAGCUUGGAGGGAGAUGCUCUAGAUUGGUAUUCAAAUUUGAAGUCUGGAGAAGUCAAGACCUGGUUGGAUCUAUCAACUGCUUUUGUGAAGCAGUAUGAAUUUAACUGUGAGUUGGCACCAACACGAACCACACUGGAGGCUACGAAAAGAAAGCCGUCAGAAGAUCACAAGACCUACGCAAAACGGUGGAGAAAGUUAGCUGCCAAAGUGGAGCCUCCUAUGACUGAGGAGGAGAUUGUUCGUACUUUCAUCAAGGCUCACGAUCCACCCUAUUUUGAAGAGAUCUUCCGCAUGACUGGAAGUCCAUUUGCUGCUAUCAUUAACAAAUUGGAGGAGUAUGAUGAAUUUGUCAAAGCAGGGAAAAUUGUUAAUGUGUCUGCAUUAAAGUUGCAAUUGGAUGCUCUACAGAAUCAAAACAACAAUGGGAAAAGGCCCCAAUUCAAGAAAAAAGAAAGUGAUACUGCUUUUAUAUGGGAUCAAGGCCCGUCUUUCAGACCCAGAAACCAUCCCACCUAUUCUUUUCCUUACCCGUAUUACACCAAUCCUCAACCAGUCUACCACACCACUACCCAAUUCCAUCAUUCCCGGCCAAAUCAUUUGAAUACCUCGCCCUUACCUCCAACUCCACAACCUGUUUUUCAAAAUCACUCUCGUCCCAUUUACCAUUCCAGACCAACCCUGCAAAACAAUAACCCUUCUCAAAAUCCUUUGCAAACCAGUGGAAUUCAAACUCAGAGGCAAUUUCGAACCUUCACCAAUUUGGGCCGACCUAUUGAUCAGUUGUAUGAGCAAUUAAAAGCAGUUGGAAAAAUUGGCACUGUUCCUCCCAAAAUCUAUCCUAGAGGUCCUCCUGCCGGUUAUGAUCCGCAUGUAAUCUGUGCUUAUCAUUCUGGAAGUCCAGGUCAUACCACUGGCAAUUGUUGGGCUUUAAAACAUAAAAUUCAGGACAUGAUUGACUCUGGAGACAUCCUUCUCAGAAGAAAGGGAGAGCAGGGACCAAAUGUUAGUAAGAAUCCUCUUCCUGAGCAUGGGAGCACUGUGGGGGUUAUCAUUGCUGAUGAAGAUUUUGUCGACCCCAGUCAGUACAUUGUAGAUGAAACUGAAGUAGUUGGCGUGAUGGAGACUGACCAUGCGGAGAUGAGGAAACUACUGUCUGUUAAAGAGUCCAUAACUAAGGAUAGUGCUGAGAAAAAAUUAAAAUCUUUUGUGUUUGAGAAAGAUGAGCCGUUUAUGGUAGAAGGAGGGCCUUCCAAGGUUGACAAUUCUGUGGUUCCUUUUAUUUUGGAUCUUCCUUCUUUUGAAUGGGAUAUAUCAGAGCCUGCCAUUCUCGAAUUUCCAGAGCAAAUGCCUGUCAAUAACUUGCAAGAGGUACCAUGGAACUACGAGGAGCCCAGUCUGUUAAUUGGGGGUAAAGAUUGUUUGAAGGAAGAUAUAUCUACUAUUACUAGAUCUGGAAAAAUUGUGGGAAACUCCGAUAUUGAUGUUCAAUCCAGGGCCAAAGUUAAAUCUCCAACACCCAAGUCUCGUGUGUCUGAAAAUGAAGCUGUAGAUUUUCUGAAAAUGCUGAAAAGAAGCGAGUACAAAAUAGUGGAGCAGUUGGAUAGGACGCCUGCUCAGAUUUCCUUUAUGAAUCUUCUCCUGACUUCUGAGCUGCACAGAGAAGCAUUGCUCAAAAUUCUGAACGACGCUCAAGUCCCUAAAGAUAUUCCGGUGGAUAAAUUUUCCAACAUUGUGGGGAACGUACUUGCUGCUAAUCAUAUUAUCUUCUCCGAUGAUGAUCUGACUGCAGAAGGGAUCGGGCAUAACAGAGCUUUGUAUAUAUCAGUUCGUUGCAAUGGAAAGCUGUUGCCGAGGGUUUUAGUGGAUAAUGGGUCAGCGUUGAAUAUCUGUCCAUGGAACACUCUCACCAAGCUUGGAUUUCUUGAUAUUAAACUCCGUCCAUCUGCAACUGUGGUUCGAGGAUUUGAUGGUUCAAGGAGGGAAUCUAUGGGUGAAGCAGAUCUGGUAUUGGAGAUAGGCCCUGCUCAAUUCCAAGUUACUUGCCAAGUCAUGGACUUCUCCAGUGUUUACAACAUUUUACUUGGAAGACCUUGGAUACAUGCUUCCAAUUCAGUGCCAUCUUCUCUGCAUCAAAUGUUGAGAUUUAUUGUGAAUGAUCAGCUCAUUACUGUAUUUGCUGAGGAUGACUGCACCAUGAUCGUUGAUGCAAAAUUCAAUGAUGAAAACAGAAAAAGCACUCCAACUUCAUCUCAUCACGUUGCUGACAUCGUCUCUGUGGGAUGGGCAUCCAAGGAUAAAUCGUUGACUCAAUCAGAUUUGCCAGAGGCCAGUAUUAUGAUGGCUAGGGAGAUGAUCCGAGGCGAAUAUGAAAUAGGAAAAGGUCUUGGGCGGGAAUUACAAGGAAUUUUGGAGCCAAUAGAGAUCCUGACGCAGAAAGAUACAUUUGGACUGGGAUUUCAUCCAACUGCUAAGGAUAGGAGGGAAAUGCAAGCUCGAAGACAAGCUGAAAAGAAGGGCAAGCAAACUGCCUUAAAUAUCCCACCGCUAUAUCACACUUUUCCUCGUCCGUCAGAGGUAAUUAUGCCAGAAACGAAGAAUCCUGUGGAGGAGAUUGAAGUGGACCUGUCUCAGUUAUUUGUCGGGGCCACUUGUGGGGAGGAGCCAUCAGAAAAUGCAGAAUUUUUGCCAAUUACCGAAGGAGCUAUCCAGAAUUGGACUGCUGAUUAUCUUCCCUCUCGAAGGGAAUUUCGAUGGCCACAAAUAAAAUCCUUUGACCCUUUGGAUGUCACCAUUUUGGAAUUCGAUGGCUGCAAUCUCGAUAUCUCUCAUGAAUUUGAAAUCAUGCAAUCUGAAAUUCAAAACGAGAGCGAUACUGAGGAAGAAUUUGAGUCUAUUUCAAGGGAUUUAAAACAGUAUGAAGAGAAACCCAAACCCAACUUAGAAGAAACAGAAAUCAUCAAUAUUGGCACUAAGACGGAGGUUAAAGAAGUUAAAGUCAGCAUUCAUCUGAAUAGGAAACAAAAGGAGGAAAUGAUUGAAUUCGUAAUGUUUUUUCAAGAUGUGUUCGCAUGGUCAUACGAUGAUAUGUCAGGGAUCUCUACGGACAUAGUGGUUCACAGGUUGCCAACCAAUCCAAAUUUUUUACCUGUAAAACAGAAACCACGUAAAUUCAAACCAGAAAUGAGUCUCAAAAUAAAGGAACAAAUUGUGAAGCAGCUCAAUGCUAAGAUAAUCAUGGUGUCUCAUUAUCCCAUCUGGUUAUCGAAUCCUGUGCCAGUGCCUAAGAAAUCUGGGGAGGUGCGAGUGUGUGUUGAUUACAGAGAUCUGAAUAAGGCCAGUCCGAAAGACGAUUUUCCUUUGCCAAACAUUCAUAUUCUUUUGGACAAUACUGCUGGACACGAAAUUGAAUCUUUUGGUGAUUGUUUUGCUGGGUAUCAUCAAAUUUUGAUGGCAGAAGAAGACAGAGAGAAAACCUCUUUUAUCACCCCAUGGGGAACAUUUUGUUAUAGAGUGAUGCCUUUCGGGUUGAAAAACGCUGGAGCCACUUAUCAGAGGACCAUGACUACCCUGUUCCAUGACAUGAUUCACAAAGAGAUGGAGGUUUAUGUGGAUGAUAUCAUAAUUAAAUCCAAGAAGGUUGAGGACCAUUUGGUUGAUUUAAAGAAACUGUUUGAAAGAUUGAGGAAGUAUAAUUUGAAGUUGAACCCUGCGAAAUGUGCUUUUGGAGCUCCGGCUGCAAAACACCAUGGUAGAGGAGGUGUCAGGGACUGGCAGCGUGGAGCCUCCGACGGUAGUGUGGUGUAG
Coffea arabica (coffee) is the source of this 4563-nucleotide messenger RNA. The record is from RefSeq and is a predicted model, not a curated record. Lineage: Eukaryota; Viridiplantae; Streptophyta; Magnoliopsida; Gentianales; Rubiaceae.